UUCUGCGUAGAUUGUUUUUGAAUUUGCGUUGUGAGUUUUGCAAAAUUUUGAAGUUCCAGAAUCAGAAGGAUGGCAGAUGGCUAGUGUCUUGGAGUUUUUAUUCGUCAAGGAUUAGUAUUUCUGGAUACAGUAUUGAAUUUGGAGGGGUUAUCAAGGAUUUUAAUUUGAAAAUUUUUAGUGGGUGUUGUUAGCUGGACAGAUUGUGGUUUUCAUUAUUGCAAAUGGCAGAUGAUGGCAUGAGGGUAGGUGGGCUUUUAUCUGGCUUGGCCGUAAUAUUGAAUGGUGAGGAUGGGAAGGAGAGUUCGUCGAAAACCCAUCUGGUUUCAUAUUGUGAUGAUUUUGGUGAUCAGCCUGUGGAGCGAGCUCUUGAGCACAUUUUUGAUCUCCCUAACAAAUCAGUUGGUCCAUUGCCUGGUCCAGUUGACAGUGAUUUAGUCCGCUCUAUUAUCAAGAAUGAGUUCUCAAAAUUUCAUAUGAAUUCUGACUCAUUGGCUAGCAAUAGGGAAGGAAUUUUUAUUUUUGACAAUGGCUGUCAGCCUCACAAAGUUGGGCUUGAAGAAUUAAGCAUUUGUGGUGAGAUUAGAAUUGUGAAGCCUCCUUUGCUUCUAGAGAGCUUAGCAAUGUUCAGUAGCAUCAGGGCUAAUGUUUGUGUGUGGAAAGGAAAAUGGAUGUAUGAAGUUAUAUUAGAAACUUCUGGUGUACAACAGCUUGGAUGGGCAACCCUAUCUUGCCCGUUCACUGACCAUAAGGGUGUAGGUGAUGCAGAUGAUUCUUAUGCAUUUGAUGGGAAAAGGGUUAGAAAGUGGAAUAAGGAGGCUGAGCCUUAUGGCCAGUCAUGGGUUGCUGGUGAUGUCAUUGGGUGUUGCAUUGAUCUGGACCAUGAUGAGAUAUUGUUUUACAGAAAUGGUGUAUCUCUUGGGGUGGCCUUUCGUGGUAUUCACAAGAAGGGACCUGGAUUUGGAUAUUACCCUGCAGUCUCUAUUUCUCAAGGUGAACGCUGUGAAUUAAAUUUUGGGGCUCGACCCUUCAAAUACCCCAUUCAGGGCUUCCUUCCACUUCAAGAACCUCCCUCAGUAAACCUGUUGGCUACUCAGUUACUUCGAUGCUUAUCCAAGUUGUUUAAUCUGCAGUGUAUUGAGCGCGCCGAUAGUUCUUCAGUUGGGAAAUUAAGAAGAUUAAAGAGGUUUGUGUCACUUGAGGAACUAUUUUACCCUGUUUGUCACAGUAUAUGUGAGGAAUUGUUCUGUAUACUUGAGACAGAUGCAAAACAUGAGUAUGUAGCUUGGGGUCCACUUCUUUCAUUCAUGAUGAAGGUCUUCAGAUUGCAGCCAGCACAUGACUAUUCUAGUUUGGACAGAUUUAUAGAUGUGUUUCUGGAGUUUCGGGAAUCCUGUCUAAUAUUUGAGUAUAUCAUCAGUGCCCUUUCAAGUUGCUGCAAAACAGCAUCAUUGGUUUUAAAUGAAUGCCCUUACUCAGGAUCUUAUUCUUAUCUUGCAUUGGUAUGCCAUAUUUUAAGAAGGGAAGAGUUAAUGGUGCUUUGGUGGAAGUCACCGGAUUUUGAAUUCUUGUUUGAAGGUUUUCUAUCGCAAAAGAGUCCAAGCAAGCUGGACCUUCAUAGCUUGAUGCCUUCAGUUUGGUGGCCUGGUUCAUGUGAUGAUAUUUCCUAUGGAUCUAGCAUGUUGUUGACAACUACAGCUUUAUCUGAAGCAGUCAGCAAGAUUGAGGAGAAGCAUAGGGACCUUUGUCUUUUGGUCAUACAGUUUAUACCACCCACAACUCCUUCCCAGUUACCUGGUUCAGUGUUUAGGACAUUUUUGCAGAGUCUUUUGUUGAAGAAUAGGGGUGCAGAUCGCAAUGUGCCACCUCCUGGAGUUUCAAGCAACUCUGUUCUUGUUUCUUUGUAUACAGUCAUACUUCAUUUUCUAUCCGAAGGAUUUGCUAUGAGGGACAUUGGUGGUUGGUUGAAGAGCUGUGAAACAAAAAAUCACAAUGUUGGAUUUCUUCAUAGAGGUGGUGAACAUAGUUUCCCUGUAGAUUUAUUUCUGAAAAAUGAUUCUUAUCAAACUGAUAUUUCAAGGCUUGGGGGAUCAUUUAGUCAUCUAUCAAAAUCUCAUCCAGUACAUGAUCAGGAAGUGGAAGUAGUUCGGUGGGAAGAAGGCUGUACAGAUGAUGAAGAAACCAGAGUGACACACAAAACCACACAGAAACCAUGUUGUUGUUCAAGUUAUGAUGUUGAAUUGUCAAAAAUGUCAAAGCAUCCAAUUAGAUAUACAGCAAAAGCUUCUCGUGUCCAUUGUACCCCUAUUCCAGAGAGGUCUGCUCAUGUUGCUGCAGAAUGCAGUGCAGGAAGUUUGAAUGAUGAGAUUGCAGACAAGCCUAGCACCAGUGAUCAUUCUGAAUCAGAGUUUGGUUAUUGCCCAAUGUGGGAUAUGAGGAUUGUGCCAAGGGAGAGUGACAUCACUUCAGCUACACUGAGAGAAGAAGAACUUCUAGAUACUUUGCUGCUGUUGUAUCACAUAGGUGUUGCACCAAACUUUAAACAGGCAUCAUACUACAUGUCUCAUCAGUCACAGUCAAUAUCACUUCUCGAAGAAACUGAUAAGCAAAUAAGAGAAAGAGGUUGUAGUGAACAAUUACGGCGUUUGAAGGAAGUUCGUAAUGAUUAUCGAGAAGAAGUUAUCGAUUGUGUCAGACAUUGUGCAUGGUAUCGCAUCUCCCUUUUCUCUCAUUGGAAGCAGAGAGGAAUGUAUGCAACAUGCAUGUGGAUAGUCCAAUUGCUUCUGGUUCUUAGCAAAGUGGAUUCUUUAUUCAUUUAUAUCCCUGAAUUCUAUCUUGAAACCCUGGUUGACUGUUUUCAUGUGUUGCGCAAGAGUGAUCCUCCAUUUGUUCCUCCUACAAUAUUUAUUAAGCAAGGACUCGCCUCAUUUGUUACUUUCAUAGUUACCCAUUUCAAUGAUCCAAGGAUAUUGAGCGCAGAUCUAAAGGAUCUUCUUCUCCAAUCUAUAUCAGUGUUGGUACAAUAUAAGGAAUAUUUGGCAGUUUUUGACGGCAAUGAAGCAGCCACACAGAGAAUGCCAAAAGCAUUACUGUCGGCAUUUGAUAACAGAUCUUGGAUUCCAGUCACCAACAUUCUUCUGCGUUUGUGCAAGGGUUCUCGCUUUGGUUCUUCAAAGCAAGGAGAAUCAUCAUCAUCAUCAUCAUCAUCGGUUGUUUUUCAGAACUUGUUGCGGGAAGCUUGCAUCAAUGAUGAAGAAUUGUUCUCAGCCUUUCUGAAUCGCCUAUUUAAUACUCUUAGCUGGACAAUGACAGAGUUCUCUGUUUCUAUUCGGGAAAUGCAAGAAAAAUACCAGGUAUUGGAGUUUCAGCAAAGAAAAUGUUGUGUAAUAUUUGAUCUCUCAUGCAACCUUACAAGGCUUUUGGAGUUCUAUACCCGUGAGAUUCCUCAAGCGUUUCUAUCAGGAACUGAUACAAACCUCCGGAGGUUAACUGAAUUAAUUGUCUUCAUUCUUAACCACAUAACUUCAGCUGCAGAUGCUGAGUUUUUUGACUUGUCACUUAGACGACAUGGUCAAUCGUUGGAAAAAGUAAAUCGAGGCAUGAUAUUAGCACCUCUUGUGGGGAUCAUUUUGAAUUUGUUGGAUGCAAGGGUGGCGACAGAAUGUGGAGGGCAAAAUGAUGUUGUAGAUGUUUUUGCUAGCAUGGACUGCCCCAGUACCAUGCAUUGUGGAUUCCAGUAUCUUUUGGAGUAUAACUGGGCUGGUUCCCUCAGAGGGGAUGCUAAUCUAGGAAAACUUGGGCAGCUAGAGAACUUCUCGAGCCUCCUUAUCAGCCGAAUCAAGGUGCAACAAAUUGAAAGGAUGGGAUGUGGAGGAGAAACAGAUGCUGAUGAUGGCAUCUGCUGCAUUUGUUAUACUUGCGAAGCAGAUGCACAGUUUGCCCCUUGUUCCCAUAAGUCUUGCUAUGGCUGCAUAACAAGACAUCUUUUGAAUUGCCAUAGAUGUUUCUUUUGCAAUGCAACAGUGUUGGAGGUUACUAAGAUUGGUGAAAAGAGAAUGUAAGAUCUAUGGUCUUGUAUUUUCUUGUUGCCUGGAAUGUCUCGCUGGCAUGGCAUGGUAUGUUGGCUGGUCAUUGAUUUGUCAGGGCUUUUGAACCCCAAUUUUCUGGUGUCCUGGACCGUCAUGGCAGCCGACAUAUUGUCUUCUCAGCGCUUGCGCGGCCUAGGUUUGUAAACCACUGGCACAGAAGCUGAAAAAGGAAGAAAAAUGGGUGAUAAUAUGAAAUUAUGAAUAUAUACGUAACUGCUUGUACCUAGGCAUUCACUUCUCAAGGUGAAAAAGUGGAUGGGAGUUGGGAAGAAAAUUCUCAUAGGUUGAUUAAGAAUUUUGUUGGGAAAUCGAGGGCAUUAUUCUGUAAAUAUGAGUUGUAAAUGGCAAUGAAAAUAUGUUGGUCUC
This is a messenger RNA of Hevea brasiliensis (rubber tree), 4451 nucleotides long. RefSeq names its product E3 ubiquitin-protein ligase RKP. NCBI's taxonomy places the organism in Eukaryota, Viridiplantae, Streptophyta, Magnoliopsida, Malpighiales, Euphorbiaceae. The record is from RefSeq and is a predicted model, not a curated record. Gene Ontology annotation, cellular component: cytoplasm. Gene Ontology annotation, molecular function: protein binding; ubiquitin-protein transferase activity.